CUUGUGUAACUUGGUGUCCGAGGAGUCGCUCCUCUCUCCCGCUGUUCAGCUUUGUGGUGGUUCUGCAGGGCUGCUGCUCUCCGAGAAGGAAUUUGAGCAGACAGAAAGCAGACGGAUCCUUCUCAAACCCCAGCGGUCCCAAGGGCCCCACCUGCCCUGCAAUCUGAGGUCUUAGCGUUACACCUGUUGUGACUCGUCCUGCAGUCGCUGUCUAGCCCAGCCUCAGCCCAGCUGACAUGACACGCUGUGGAUGUGGGUACGUGUGGAGCUGAAGGAGGAGACCUCCCUGCUGGGGUAAAAAGUUUGGAACGCGUUGAAAAGAGGCUGAACACUGAAGCUCCUGGAGGAUCAAGUGGAGCGAGCUGACGAAGAAGACGUGCACGCUCCAAAACCAAAGGAUUUUUCAAAAAACUUGUUUUGUUUUGUUUUUUGCAGCAGGUAUGAAAAGCCAUACUGUGACUGUGUCUGUGGCUCUGCUGGCCCUCUGCUGCCUGCUGAUUCCCAGAGGAGGGAGGAGUGCCGGGGGAAUAUCUUCUCUCCUGCAGGAGAAGCAGACUCAGGAUCAGCUGCGAAACGAGUCCCUGGAUCACCCAGAAAGCGAGCAGGAGCUCGCAGGAGACACACACCCACUGGGAAGCAGCAUCAAGGCCAAGAGAGAGGCAGAGGGGACUUCACAGGAGGGCAUUUUGAGCAGGCUGAGAAGAGCCCCAGAGGACGGCAAAAAGAAGAAGAAAGACAAAAAGAAGAAAGAGCCAAAGGAUCCAAACGCCACUAAAAAGCCUAAAACUGACAAGAAGGGGAAGAAGAAAGACAAGCAGACCACAACCACAACCCUCCCACCCACCACAACAACGUUCCCAACAGAGCCUCCCACUGAUCCCCCCGCUGAGCUUGACUACUUCCCUGAUUCUGUAGACGACUAUUGGACAGAUGAAGAUGACUACUGGGGGGCUGGCACCACUCCAUCUCCAAGCACUGAGCCCCCGUACCUUCACAGGGUCACAGACGACCCCGUUACUGACGCCUACGAUGACUACUGGAAUCCCAUUGAGGGAGAGCCGCCGACUUCACCGCCCGACAACUACGAUGACCUCUGGAAUCCCAUUGAGGGAGAGCCGCCGACUUCACCGCCCGACAACUACGAUGACCUCUGGAAGGAAGUUGAGAAGGACCCGUACGCUCCUGUGACCGAUAACUAUGACACCUACUGGAAGGAGCCGGACCCGACCCCCAAGCCCCCUGAGAAGUACGGCACAGACCACAGCAAUUACUGGGAUGCCACAAUCGAGCUUCCAGAUAAAUUCCCAGACGAAGAAGAGGUCAGCCCUGAGAUCAUAGUGGAAACCAUCCCAGAAGAACCCACAACAUCUGCUCCAUUUGAGAGGACCUGGUAUGAUGAUUAUGAUGAAUACGGAAUGAGACGGAAAGACUAUGACACAGAUGAAAAGUGGGUAGAGAAAGAAAGAGAGCGAGCCAAGAAGGAGAGAGAGAGGGAGGAGAGAGAACGAGCAGAAAAGCUGAAGGAGGCCGAGGAGCGAGCCAGGAACAGACCACGUGUCUACAAGGAGCCAAAGAUAUGUCCUCCUCUGGGGAUGGAGUCCCAUAAGAUCGAAUCGGACCAGCUCACAGCCUCCUCUAUGUCUCAGUACAGCUUCUCUCCUCAGAGGGCGCGCCUCAACAUGCAGGGCUCAGAGGAUGAGGACAAUAUGAGAGGUGGAGCGUGGUGCGCAAACUCAGAGGACAGGAUCCACUGGUUUGAGGUCGACGCUCGCAGGGAGACCGAGUUCACCGGAGUUGUUACUCAAGGCCGAGAUGCCCUGAAUGAGAGCGAUUUCGUGACAUCCUACUUCCUGGCCUUCAGCAACGACAGCAGAGAAUGGACCACCAUUCACGAUGGAUACGCAGACUGGCUGUUCUUCGGAAACAGCGACAGGGACACUCCCGUCAUGAACCGGCUCGCCGAGCCCGUGUUGGCUCGCUACAUCCGGAUCAUCCCUCAGAGCUGGAACGGCUCUCUGUGCAUGAGGCUGGAGGUCCUGGGCUGCCCUGUGCCUGACCCAGGUGAUGCUCUGUACAGGCAGAAUGAGGUGACUCCUGUGGAUUACCUGGAGUUCAAACACCACAGCUACUCAGAGAUAGUUGAACUGAUGAAGUCGGUACAUGAGGAGUGCCCCAACAUCACCAACGUUUACAGCCUGGGCCGCAGCUCUAAGGGACGAGAAAUCAUGGCAAUGGUCAUCUCUGGAAACCCCACAGAGCACGAAAUAGGUGAGCCGGAGUUUCGCUUCACGGCUGGUCUCCAUGGGAACGAGGCAGUGGGGAGAGAGCUGAUCCUGCUGCUCAUGCAGUACCUGUGCAAAGAAUACAAAGACAGGAACCCCAGGGCCCAACGCCUGGUGGAGGGAAUACGCAUCCACCUGGUUCCCUCUCUGAACCCUGACGGGCACGAGACAGCUUUCGAGGUGGGCUCGGAGAUGAGCAGCUGGACCAUGGGACACUACACUGAGGACGGCUUUGACAUCUUCCAGAACUUCCCUGACCUGAACAGCAUCUUGUGGGAUGCUGAGGAUAAGGGCAUGGUGCCUAAACUGACCCCCAACCAUCAUGUGCCUAUACCAGAAAACUUUGAAUUCAACACGUCGAUUGCUAUGGAGACCAGAGCCAUUAUUUCCUGGAUGAAAACCUACCCAUUUGUGUUGGGUGCAAACUUCCAAGGCGGAGAGGCCAUCGUGGCCUAUCCUUAUGACAGUUUACGUCUCAACAAGCCUGCCAAGAGCGACCAAUCCCGCAGCCGCAAAAAGAGACAGUACGAGGAUGAAGGUUUUGAUGCAACCGAGUGGGGAAGGGGUUACCAGGAGGAGCCAGAGGAGGACUGGAGAAGUCGAGGAUACGCAGAGCCAGAGGAAGAGUGGCGAGGUCAUGGAUACGACCAAGGCUACGACCCCGGAUACGAACAUGGCUACAACCAGGGUUAUGGACACAGAGAGGAAGAGGAGGACGACGGAGGGCGCGGGGCUGGAUACCACUACAGUGAGCCAGAAGAAGAGCCCCGACUGACCCCGGACGAGUCCCUGUUCAGGUGGCUGGCUGUGUCGUACGCCUCCACGCACCUGACCAUGACCCACAACUACCGCGGGUCCUGCCACGGGGACAUACCCGCAGGAGUAGUCGGCAUGGUCAACAGGGCAAAGUGGAAACCCGUCACUGGGAGUAUGAAUGACUUCAGCUAUCUUCAUACCAACUGCUAUGAGUUGUCCAUAUUCCUGGGCUGUGAUAAAUUUCCUCAUCAGAGUGAGUUGGCCCAAGAAUGGGAGAAAAACAGGGAAGCAAUGCUCACCUUCAUGGAGCAGGUGCAUCGUGGCAUCAGAGGCAUUGUGAAAGAUCAGCAGGGGAAUCCUAUUGCAAACGCCACAAUCUCUGUGGAGGGAAUAAACCAUGAUGUUACCACAGCCCCAACAGGGGACUACUGGCGGCUGCUGAACCCGGGGGAGUACCGGGUGACGGCGAAGGCCGAAGGCUUCUCCUCUGAGACUAAACUCUGCGUGGUGGGUUAUGAGUCCGGAGCGACCUCCUGCAGCUUUAACCUGGCCAAGUCCAACUGGGACCGCAUUAAACAAAUCAUGGCCCUUCACGGCAACAAGCCAAUUCGACUCAGUUACAGCAACUCCGGAGCACAAACCUCUUUGCGCGGCGGCGGCAGCCAGAAGCGUGUGAUUAGUGGCAGCAAUGGGUUUUCUUCAAACUCCAAUGCAAGUACCCAGCGCAGGAGGAUGCUCAGGAUUGCGCGUCUCCGCCGUCUUCGGCAGCUGAGGUUAAUGAGGUUGAGAUUGAGUUCGACGACGACGAUGCCCACAACGACGACGACAACAACAGCAGCUCCAACAACAUCGUGGUACGACUCAUGGGGAUUAGGGGAGGCAGAAUCCUUCACACCUGUCCUGGAUUAUAACUACGAAUACAAGAUUGACGACUAUUAAACAAACAAAAAAAAAUAUCCAGCUUGUUUCAGUAAACCAUUCCAGGUUUGUAAUGUAGCUCUUGUUGUCAGUUCAGUCUUUAAAAAAACAAAACAAAACAAAUGCAGUGAGAAUGUACACGUAACUACAGUGAAAGGUUUCUGUUACACAACUAAAAACUAAUCCAUGGUUAUACAUUUCUGUCCAGCUCAAAGUCCACGCUGUUAUUUUUGUCUCUUUUGUAAAUGUAUGCUUCAUGAAAAGAUGUUUAUUGAGAACACAAAUUAAAAAACAAACAGCUGAA
Molecule: messenger RNA, 4260 nt
Organism: Xiphophorus hellerii (green swordtail)
Lineage: Eukaryota; Metazoa; Chordata; Actinopteri; Cyprinodontiformes; Poeciliidae
Gene: aebp1b
Product: AE binding protein 1b
Exons: 23
Coding region: 441-3977 (1178 amino acids)
Biological process (GO): peptide metabolic process; regulation of DNA-templated transcription; protein processing
Molecular function (GO): metallocarboxypeptidase activity; DNA-binding transcription repressor activity, RNA polymerase II-specific; zinc ion binding
Source: RefSeq, a predicted model, not a curated record